AUGCUAACAAACCUCUUCCUCUUCAAGAAAGCCAAACCAAAAAGAAGAAGACAUAAAGGAAACAGAAGAGCUUCCGUUACGGAUGUAGAAGAUUUGGACGUUUCAGAUGAUGAUUCUAGAUUUGCUUUUUACGUUAAACCUAAGAGAAAGUCGCAAUCUGAAAUUGCCAUAAAGCAGCAUGUGUCACCAUAUGAGUCGGAUAACGAAGAUAAUUUUCGUAUACCUUUCCCUAUAUGUAAAAAAGUUGCCUGGAAGAAGCAGAAUAUCUUUAACAUACCGGAAUUCGAUACCAACUUUCCUAGUGACAUUGAAGAUUUCGAUGAUAUAUCUGAAAAUCUACGAAAUGGCAAAGCGCAAUGUUUCAAAAGUGACGCUAUCUUCAACAAUGCUGAUACUGACAGUGACAUCUGUCAAACUGAAACUAGCGAUAAAGAAAACGAGGAUGAAGAAGAAGAUAUCGUACAUUACGAUAUUAAAUUUAAGACCACUCUAACUGUCGAAACAAAAAUUAAAUCUAAAUCAAACUUGCUAUUACAAGUAGUUAAAGAUGAAGAAUCCGAUUACAGAAUGCGAGAAUGUAGAUGGCUCAGAUUAAGAAAAGAUAUUGGAAAUGAUACCGAUGACAGCAAUAAUACACAGAAAAUAGAAUUGCCUCCACCAGUAAGAAAUUUGAUUAUCCUUAAGGAUAAUGAAACAUUUCCAACUAUCCAAAUUCUUCCUUUAACUGACGAAUCACUAAUUCAAUCAUCCGAAGAAUCCAUGAAUAUUGAAACUGAUAAGGAAAGUGUUUCUGAAGGGAGCGAGGCUGUAGACGGCAUAAUGCCAAUUUCGAUAUCAAACUUUAACCUCCUAGACUGCGGAAUUAUAAAUGAGAGCGAACAAGUACAAAAGCAAUCUAAGAAACUUCAAGUUUCAAUAAAAGAUCACGAGAAUGACUUAACAGAUACAGAAGAACUCGUAAUGAGUGAACGUAGAUGUAGACCACCAAAAUUCAAGUAA
Psylliodes chrysocephalus is the source of this 999-nucleotide messenger RNA. The record is from the annotation of a GenBank genome assembly. NCBI's taxonomy places the organism in Eukaryota, Metazoa, Arthropoda, Insecta, Coleoptera, Chrysomelidae.